Messenger RNA from Pelagomonas calceolata, 1454 nucleotides. NCBI's taxonomy places the organism in Eukaryota, Pelagophyceae, Pelagomonadales, Pelagomonadaceae. The record is from the annotation of a GenBank genome assembly.
AUGGGUUUCAGAGCCGCGCUUAUUCUCGCGGCCGCCGGGCUUUCGCGCACGGCCGCCCUGCGCCCGCGGAUCCGCGGCGGCCUCCCGAGGCGCCGGCUCGAGGCCACGCCGUGCCCGGCGGACGACUGCUGCCCCGCGAAGCUCGAGCCGAUCCCGGCGUCCGAGUGCCCGCCGCCGGAUUCAGGUGACGUGGCCCGCUUUAGUUGUGACGCUCCAGACCUCGUAGUCGGCAACCUCUGCCGGUCGAACGCCGGCGAGUGCGGCACGGACAAGAACCUGGACAAUUGCGAGUAUCCGGAGACGAAGCUCAAGGCCGACAUCUACCGCGUCGUCGAGGCGCGGCCCGUCGCGCCGACGGCGAAGCCGACGUCGAUCUGCCCCGAGCUCGUGCCCCUCGAGAAGGACUCGCCGGACUGUCCGCCGGAGCUCGACAUCGAGCCCUGCGACACGCCCGGCCUGACCGGGUUCUGCGAGGGCGACGGAGAGUGCGGGACGUCGAAAAAAAUAGACAACUGCGCCUGCGCCGGCUGCGGCAAGGACGGCGCGCCGAUCACGGGGGCCGACAUCUACCGCAUCGUCGUUUCUGGUGAUACGCCGACGCCGCGCCCCACCAAAAAGCCGACGACGCCGCGGCCGACGGGCGACUGCCCCACCCUCGAGGCGCUCCCGACGGGCUCGCCGGACUGCCCUGCGGAGCUGGACAUCAUUCCGUGCGACACUCCUGGCUUGGCGGCGGGCGACUUCUGCGAGGGCGACGGCGGUGCGGACGCGGCGUCUUUACUUUCGUCGGGGGCCACGCCAUCGAUCCGGUCGCGUCCGCGCAGAGUGCGGCACCGACAAGAAGCUGGACAACUGCGCGUGCGAGGCCUGCGGCAAGGGCGGCGCGCCGAUCAGCGGCGCCGACAUCUACCGACCCGGACGGCGGCGCCGCGCCCACGCCCCGGCCCUCGGACGCGCCGACGUCGUCGCCCGGCGGCUCGAAGAAGAAGAAGAAGAAGUCGGGGCACGCCUUCCCCAUCUGGGCCAUCAUCGUCAUCAUCGUCGGCGGCGUCGGGUGCUGCGUGUGCCUCUUCGCGGCGGCGUCCGGCGCCGCGCUUGGCGGUGCGAAGAAACAGAAGCCGCGCGCGUCGUCCUACAAGCUCGAAGCGGGCAAGCGGCCGCCGCCGCCGGACUCGGACUCGGACGACGAGAAGCCCGCCGCGGCCGUGUCGCGCGCGCUCGAGAAGCUCGACGACGAGGAAGAACCGCCGGCGUACGACUUCACGCCUGAUAAGGCGAAGCCGGCGAAGCACCGGUCCUCGGUCGAGGUCGACGAGCUCUGGCCCGCGGCCGGCGUCGCCGGGGCCGGCGCGGCGGCGGCCGCCAACGAGUCCAAGGCGCCGGAGAACGGUGACAUGGACUGCGACUCGGACUCGGACCUGGGCAGCCGCAUCUCUCUGCACGCGCCCAUGUGA